Epithele typhae is the source of this 1170-nucleotide messenger RNA. Its product is annotated as NAD(P)-binding protein. Lineage: Eukaryota; Fungi; Basidiomycota; Agaricomycetes; Polyporales; Epitheliaceae. The record is from RefSeq and is a predicted model, not a curated record. The transcript is spliced from 6 exons. Gene Ontology annotation, molecular function: trans-2-enoyl-CoA reductase (NADPH) activity. Gene Ontology annotation, cellular component: mitochondrion. The coding region runs from base 1 to 1170 and encodes 389 amino acids. Gene Ontology annotation, biological process: fatty acid metabolic process.
AUGGCUCCCCUCCUUUCUCUCCUUCACCAGGCUGCAACCCGCCUCGCGCGCCCACACACGCUGCGCGCCGUCCGUCUGUGCGCUGCGCGACUGUCUUCCUCAGCUCCUGCGCUCAACCGUGCCGUCGUCUUCUCUGAGAACGGCAAUCCCACCCAAGUCCUCUCCGUCAAGUCCUACGAGCCGCUACCGCCCCCUCCUCCUGGUGCCUUAAAUGUGCGCUUCAGGUUGUCCCCCAUCAACCCCUCCGAUAUCAACAUCGUGCAAGGCGUGUACCCCGCGAAACCCACGCGCGUCACAAUUUCUGGGAAGGAGCUUUCCGUUGGCGGUAAUGAAGGGCUCGCCGAAGUCGUCGAGGUCGGCGACGGCGUGCAAGGCUUUGAGGUCGGCGACUGGGUCAUCAGUGGGAAGCAGCAAGCGGGAACAUGGUCAACCACUCGUACCCUUCGGGCAGACGACACAAUCAAGCUCCCUGCGCAGGGCCUCAGCGAAGUCAACGCUGCUACUAUUGCUGUGAACCCCGCGACAGCAUUUUGUAUGCUUCAUGAGUUCCUAGAUCUCAAGGAGGGAGAUUGGGUGCUCCAGAACGGUGACCGACUAGUCGGCCAAGCCGUGAUUCAGAUCGCUGCUCGCAAGGGCAUCAAGACCAUUAACUUUGUGCGGACAAGGCAUGUAAUUGCGAACGACAUCGACAACCUCAUCGCCUCUCUCACGAGUCUCGGCGCCAACCAUGUCUUCACCUACGAGUCCCUCGAAGACCGUACGCUCGGCAAGAACAUCAAGCAGUGGACAGCGGGCAACCCAAUUCGCCUGAUGCUGAACUGCGUAGGCGGACCAACUACUCUGGCCAUGACUCGUUACCUCGGCGAGAACGCGCACUUGGUUUCGUACGGCGCUAUGUCUAAGCAGCCACUCGCCCUGCCGACCUCGGCAUUCAUCUUCAAGAACCUCCAAGCCCACGGCCACUGGCAGAGCCGGUGGUAUAAAGAGCAUAGCCGCCAGGAUCGUGAGGACCUCAUGGAUGUCCUUACUGCGCUUCAGUUGAAGGAACCAGAACACGAAAUACUGGACCUGUCAGACGAAGACAACGACGGCUUGGCAACCCAGAAGCUACGUCAUGCCCUCGACCGGAUGGAGCGGCCAUACGGGAGGAAAAUACUAUUGCGUCUGUGA